Messenger RNA from Iphiclides podalirius (scarce swallowtail), 714 nucleotides. NCBI's taxonomy places the organism in Eukaryota, Metazoa, Arthropoda, Insecta, Lepidoptera, Papilionidae. The record is from the annotation of a GenBank genome assembly.
AUGUUUCCACAAAGUUAUAGCAAUUUAAUCUAUCCUAGUGCUGGUGCAAACAAUAAACAGUCUGAAUUGAAAAUUAAUGAUACUAACGGCUUGCAGACUAACGGCGAUGAAGACGACUAUUUAGAUAUUUAUCUAAGUGACGACACAAUUCCGACGAACCUGGUGCGUGACGCUUCGGCUGAACCCGCAUGCCCGGCUGACUUGACGCUUCUUCAAGCCGAAGUGUUGCAGGCUGAAGAUGACGAUAGUGACCGGGCCCUACGCGACAUUAUGGCAGCUGACAGUGGCUGCUACAACUUUGAGUGGAGCAAAGACAGGCAUAUAGUAGUUCAAGACAUAACCCUGACAAAUGGGAAGGUGUACAAAAUGAUGGACGGGUACACAUAUGGCGCUCCGAGGAAACUGAGGUCAGCGGUCCGCUACCGCUGCACACAAGGGUGCAAGUGCCACCUACUGCUAACGCCCGAAGUUACUUUUGCCCAGUCGCAGAGGGGCGGCCGGCUGCUCGUGUACAAUGGAUACUCGUACAGUCUGCAGAAGGUGAAGGAACGGGUGGCCCAGUGGCGGUGCACGAUGGUGCAGCCAGGCACCGCGAAGAGGUGCACCGCGAAGGUCUUCACCAGCGUCACGUACGAGAUAAUGGACGGCUGUGGCCGCCACUGCCAUCCGAAGCCGCGCUUCGUGAAACGCAAUGGGAUCCUCGUGAGGGACUAC